This is a messenger RNA of Coccomyxa subellipsoidea C-169, 2332 nucleotides long. RefSeq lists its product as hypothetical. The transcript is spliced from 15 exons. Gene Ontology annotation, cellular component: plasma membrane. The coding region runs from base 11 to 2332 and encodes 773 amino acids. Gene Ontology annotation, molecular function: oxidoreductase activity. The record is from RefSeq and is a predicted model, not a curated record. Lineage: Eukaryota; Viridiplantae; Chlorophyta; Trebouxiophyceae; Coccomyxaceae.
AGGCACCACAAUGGUGGUCCUGCGCCUGUUGCGAUGGACGACGAGAGUGCUCGUCGGCCUUGUGAUAUCGGCAUUUGUGCUGGGAUCCGUACUGUUAACCCUGAACAAGGUCCUCCUGAGCUCAGUCUUUCAGAAGUUCAGCUCGAUCUGUUACUUCCCAUUCAUUACCAAGGCAUUGAAGAAGGGUGCAGAAGCAGAGGGAUUCGCCUUCCUUGCGGAGGAUCGACUGUAUUCAGUCGCGGUGUACUGCAUCUGGGGCUUGACAUUCCUAGCAGCGCUGCUGACCAUUGUCUUGCGAAAUCUGCCAGCUCGAAGGCCCAAGCAUGUGCAGAAUACAUCUAGCCCAGACACCCCACUGCUCAGCAGGCCGGCUGAAGAAUUGAGCGCACCGCAUGCUGUGGUCAAGCGCAUGUUGCAUUAUCACCUGCCACCAAGGGGCUUCUGGUCUUGGUGGUGUGGUGGCAUGGCGGUCUAUGACGCCCUUGUGGUGGUGGCCUGGGUGAUCGUCAACAUUCUAUAUGUGCAGCAGCGCGUCAGCCUCAUCCUGCCCAUCUUCAAGCAGGCAAUCGCGCAGGGACUGCUGCCUGAUUGGAGCACUACACAAGCGCUCCUCGCUCUCAUCUCUGGAGCGCUGGGGUGGGCGGCCACGCUGGACAUUCUGCUGCUGUUCUACCCGGUGCCGCGUUCCAUCUUCCUGCACUGGCUCAUGGGCACCAACUUUCCCACCCUCAUCAAAUACCACAGGUGGCUGGGGCACGGCACGAUGUGGAUUCUGAGCGUGCACGGCUGCGGCUUCUACGCGCUGUGGCUGUGGGAGCACGAUUGGCUUGCGGGCCUAGUCUGGGACCGUAACGGCACCAACAUGCUGGCGGGCACGCUGUCCUGGUUGUGCGGCUGCGCGCUCUGGUUCACCUCCCUCGAAUUUGUGCGCCGAAAGUACUUCGAGCUCUUCUACAAGACCCACAUCCUGGGCUUCCUGGGCUUCAUGCUGUUUGGCUUCAUGCACCACAUCAGCCUGUGGGCCUACACCAUGCCAGGUCUGCUGCUGUACCUGCUGGACGUGACAAUGCGCAUGGCGCAGCAGGCGCAGCCGGUGAAGAUUACGAGCGUGGAUGCCUGCCCCAGCGCCACGCUGGCCACGCUGGAGUUCAACACAGACCCCUACACGCCCGUCAAGCCAGUGCAGGACCUGUUUCUGGGUGUGGAUGGCCUGUCGACAGUGCAGUGGCACCCCUACUCCACGGUGGGGGGCCCGCGCCCCCACACGCUGGUGGCCCACAUUAAGAGCUACGGCGCAUGGACCAGCGGCCUCAUGCGCCGGCUGCUGCGCGACGGUUCCGUAACCAUGCGCAUCGACGGACCUUACGGCGAGUUUGAGGAGCGCCCUGAGUGGACUCGCCACCGCACGCUUGCCAUCUUUGCUGGCGGAAUUGGGGUAACGCCAGUGUUUGGCAUACUCAACGACUUGACGCAGCGGCGCGCGGCCGCAGCAGACGGCGGCGGGGACGGCGUGCCGGUGCCCGACAAAGUCAUCUUCGUCUUCAGCGCGGCGCAGAAGAACGAGCUGGCCCUGCUGCAGCGACCCCUCCUGUCUGAUGCCAUGCAUGAGGGGUGGCUGGAGCUGGACGCAUACUACACAGGAGCCAACAGGGGCAGGGACCCCUCAGACCUGGGCGCGGGGGCACCCAAGCCUGAUGAGGCGCUCAUCCUGCCCAAUGACAGCGCCGCUGACCUCACCACGCCCCAGAGCAGCCGCCUCGCCACCAAAUCAGGCGCCCUAGAUGACUCAGUGACCAGGACUGUGCUGCCGCCAUAUUUCUUUGGGGAUGCGCACUGGGCGCUCGCGCAUGUGCUGUGCCUUGUUGGUGCGGUGCUCGGAGGCGUUGCCUCCUUUGGCUACUCCGCGCAUGCCAACACUCUACGCCCUGACGGCGCCCCAGACUGGCUGAUUGGGCUCUACCUGCUGCUGGCAUCGGGGCUAGGGGGCAUGCUCCUGCCAGCCCUGAUCAUCAUCCCAGCACACAUUAUCAGGGCUCGGCACAUUAGGCGGCUUGUAGCUGUGGGGACGUACCCACAGCAGCCUACCACGCCAGAUGUUGAGAGCAGGGCAGCGCUGCCAGAGGUCAAGGCCACUCCCGGCCGGCCGGACAUUUACGCACUGCUGCGGCAGAUCUGCGCAGAGCAUGAGUCCGAGCAGGAAAUCGGCGUUGUGGCUGCAGGGCCGGAGUUGAUGGUGGAAGCUGUGGUGGAGGCGUGCCAUGCCCACAAUGACUCAGUGGGACUCCUGGGCCGCCCCUACCUGGACGUCAGCAAGCACACCUUCUCCUUGUAA